UUUUCCGUUACCACUUAACAGCCAUUUAUGCUCUGGCGGUCAUGCAAAGAAGGCGCAUGCGCUCAACCCCCCAAAUCGUGGGUCUCAGCGAUACAGCAGUCAACAUGUGCCAUAAAUAUUAACCGCUUUUCCCUCCUGGCCGUGCGUGUGGGUGCACUGUGCUCUCCGCAGUACCGCUCUGCGUUCUCCCGCUUCCGUUCGGCACCUCCAGCGCUCAGUACGGCACCAGGCUUCGACGGAAGUGGAACAAACCAAGCGGAAACAGACUCACGCGACAACAAAACCGAACUCGAAUAUGGAAAACUUUUUCCCCUGAGCCAAUAUAGCACUGAUAAACGCAACUCGGAGUGAACUUUAUGAAUGGUCAUGACUAAUUGUAGUCGCCCAACGGCAGCAGCACCAGCAUUCGACGUGUGAGCUCCAAAGGUGGAGGUUCCACCGUUUUCCAACGAAAGAUUUCAGUAUCUCGAUAUCUGUAUCUGUCGGUGUCUCAUUUGAGCGGCUCGAAUGAUCCGCCUGUAAUUAUGACUGCGUGAAGAAAUCAAUAAGAGGAGGAUGGCCAGCAAGCCCAUGAGCACCAGCUGCCAGAGCAUUGCAACGGCGGCCAGCAGUGCGGCCACCACGGCGGCGGCGGUGUCCAUAUCGGCCUCCAAUGCCACCUCCGUGGGGUCCCUCAUCGCAGCCGCCUGCCAGCAGCAGCAGCAGCAGCAACAUCCCCACCAGCAAUAUGCACAGUCCCAGCAGCAACACCUCUAUCAGACGCAUCAGCAAUCAUCGCACUAUGUCAAUGGCACCGGCAGCUUGGGAAGGCUCAAGUUCCACAAGAGUCUCGAUGCCAGCGACGAGGAAAUCGAGUAUGCGCAGCUAUCUCGUUCUACCCACAUCCUGGGACGCCAUAAGUCGGAGCGAUUUCUGGCCUCCAAUCCGGAUGAGGACCGAAGACGCCGCACUAUAAUCGUAGAGAAGAAGAAUAAUUCGUAUGGGUUCACACUCCAGAGCUACGGAAUCCACUACAAACGGGAUGAGGAGCUGGAAAUGAUCACAUACGUGGACUAUGUAGAGUACGGUGGUCCAGCCUAUCGCUCUGGAAUGCGGGAGGGCGACGUAAUCCUCUCCAUCAACGGCAAAGAUAUGGAGAAGGCCGACCACAAGACCAUCGUUGAGUUCAUCAAGCAGUGUGACACCAGAAUGCGAAUGGUAGUACUUUUUGAGGAUUGUGUGAGGAAGGUGGAUCUCCACAUGCGCUACAUCCAACUGCAGAGCUUGUUGCAGCAAAAGAUGAACGAGCUGGAGAGGGUUCAUUUAAGGGAGCGGGAGUUGUUGGAGGGCAAGUGGAAGACGCACAGUUUGCCAGCCCGAAAGAAGGCCAAUGCCAACACUUCGCCCAGCGAUGGAGAAGGUAUUUCCCCUACAGAAGGGGGUGGUGAAACGGGCUUUUAUCGUCCAGCCCUGUCCACAGAGGAUGUGCCUAAUAUAGCGGCCCGCCAGCAGGGAGUGGGCGGUCCAGGAAUCAUCCCGCCUCCCGCUCAGUUUAUGCUCACCUACCACUACCUAGAUCCCACUUACCGAUACGUUCUGCGACCCACCCACGGCAGCUCAGAGGAUUAUAUUGAUGGCCUUGGCCUUCAGAGGAGCAGCAGCGAUCAUCAGCAACCGGCACAGCGAUAUAUACUCCAGCGAACCGAAUCCGUGGAUACGAAUUCGGUGACUCAAACUCAACCAACAACCACGGCUCCUACUCAAUAUCACACCGCCACUGGUGGCUCGGUGAAGCCACCGGCACCACCACCUCGAACCUGUGAAAAGCACAAGCCCCCGGCUAAACCACCAAAAACUGAGAAGGAAAAAUCCACCGGGAAGCAUUAUCAUGUGGGACACUCCUGCAAUCCCUGCCUGGGACACUUUCGCUGGAAGUCGGCGGAGAAAUCUGCGGUUCCUGCGCCAGAUAACGUAAGCUUGGAUGCCUAUGAUCUGGCCAGUCCCUGCUGCGACACGCAUUGUGUACCGACGAGAAGACGCCAUCGCCAGCACAAGGAGCACACGCAUAAGCACAAGCACCGGGAAAGGGAGCGGGUGGAGAGCAAGGAGCAGAGGGUUAGACCCAAGUCCACAUCCCAUGCCUCGCCCAAUGCCAAUGGAGGUGCAGGUAAUGCAGGACCAGGGCAUCACCACCAUCAUCAUCAUCACCAUCACAGCCACGAACAGCAGCAGCAACAACAGCAGCAGCAGCAAAUGCAGGCAGUUCCCCACCAUCAUCACUAUUCCCACCAGGUGCAGAACCCCUGUCAGGUGCAAUCCCAAUCCGGCAGCACCCGUUCUCGGUACUUUGACUUGGCCUCCGGAUUGGCCAGCCAUUGCAGCUUGCAUUCCUGCACCUCGAGUGAGUUUGCUCCAGGGGAUACUGCUUCGUACACCACUUCCAUCAGCACGGAUACUUUGUUUUGGGACCCCAAAAGCGAGGCGGGUCAAUCCCGACAGCACUCCACAAAGUCAAGGCAAUCUUACGAGCAGCAACCACAACCACAAUCACAGCAGCAGCCACAACCACCACACCAGCAGCAGGCACAACCACACCAAGGUCACCACCACCAUCAUCAUCAUCAAGGGGAUUACCACCAGCGGUACCAUGUGACCGCCAACCAAAUGCAGCCCCAGCAGAUCUAUCCCAAUACUAUAGCUUAUGUUCAAAAGCCCAAAUCCUGGGACAAUCUCGCCAACAAGGCGGGCUAUAAUGUUGGUUACGGUUACCUUGAUACAGUGGCUGUAAAACCAGCCAUAAAAAUGCAGAUUGCCCAGCAGCGACACUCGAUGCCGCGAAGAAAUCCGUACGGGAGAUUCUCCACUUACGGCGAUGUCGAGAACUAUGCCCCACCGCCCACCGAGUUCGUGGGUGAGCUGACCACCACCACAACCACUACGAUUACGGCCAAGUCCACGGAGGAGCUGUUGGCCGCCUGCGAUUGCUUGACGCCGCAGCAACAGGCCGCUAUUAAGGCGGCCCAGUACCAGCUCAGCCAAAAUCAGAAGCUGACCCACCAGAACUCCUGCCAGAUGGGAUACUACUCGCACCUGCCCCGUCCCACCACGGAUGUGGGCACCUCCACUACCAGUCAGCAGGUGCAUGGGGCAGGGGAUGUCCAGACGACGUCCGAGGCCACCAGAUUGUAGAUUGUCUCGGCUGCAGAGAGAUCCAACCAGGAACCGUCUCAUGAAUAAUAAUAGUGCACUAUGAGUUGAAUAGGAAGACUUCCAGAGUUAAAUAGGUAUUAAACAGUUUUAAAAUCAAACAAUUAGGUUUAAAAUGAGUAUUGAGUUAAAUGAGCGUAGAAAGAAUUUUUUAAUAGUAUUUAUUUUUACAGAAUAUGGAACUCAACACGAUAUUAAAAUUGUAACCUAAUUAAAUAUUGGCACUUUAUAAUAGUCUGUUGUUUUGACUAUCAAGUUAUACUCGAAAAUUCUAAAUUAUGUAUUUUUUCAUAAAAUACGGAUAAGCCAAAGAGUGAAAUAAUUAGUUAAUUAAAUAUUUUAGAGUUUGACUGUAGGAGUUAAUGAAAUAUUUAGCUAAUUAUUUGGUAUCCAUAUUUAGUUAAUUGGGUAUGUGGAAUUAAAGUGAAAAAUAUAAGAACUUAGUACACAUUUUAAACUGUACUUAUGUAAGUCAACUCAAACGCUCAACCUUCGAUUAACUUGAUUCAACCACUCAUGAGUGCACUCACAUUCAGCUCCAUUCGCGUCUUAAAAAACCGAACAUCGAAAUCAUUUGAAAUGGUAAACGAAGCCAAAUUUUAAACGUUUAACUCAAACAGACAAAAUAUAAAAAUAUAGCUUAACUAUUCAAAUAUAUGUAGAGUGAGUUUCACAGGUAUAAGAUAAAUAUUUAGCAUCCAAAAAUCGCAAGACAAUACAGAGAGAUAAGCAGAAUAGAAGAUACUUCUAAGAGUAGAUGAUUCAAAAAUUAGUACACCUUAAGAUCUAUAUAAAUUACAAAUUUCUAGCUAUCUUAUGUGUAUGAAACUCACUUUAUGUAUAUGCGAUAUAACUAGGACGCAUUGACGUUUAGAUUUUUGGAUUUAUUGAAAGACUGAAAAGCCACGCGCAUAUUCCAAAUGAGAGAAAAAUCUGGCGUCUUGUAAUGAUAUAGGAUUACAUAUAUAUCUGUACAUGCCAUAUAAUAUGGUUAACCUAUCAUGCAACUAGAUACUGUUUUACAUGUAGCAUAUACACACACAUAAGCAUAUAUAUAUUUAUUGUGUACUGUGUCCGAACAAUGUAAUUUAUUUCAUUGUGAUAGUGAAAGAGCAGGCACUAAAAACCGCAACAAUUUUAGUCGCAAUUUUAUCAAGCAACCAACCAAAUAUAAUUUAAAACGCUUUUAUGUAACGCGAAAUGUAAAUG
This is a messenger RNA of Drosophila subpulchrella, 4395 nucleotides long. RefSeq lists its product as uncharacterized. The transcript is spliced from 3 exons. The record is from RefSeq and is a predicted model, not a curated record. Bases 556 to 3168 code for a protein of 870 amino acids. NCBI's taxonomy places the organism in Eukaryota, Metazoa, Arthropoda, Insecta, Diptera, Drosophilidae. Gene Ontology annotation, molecular function: protein binding.